This is a messenger RNA of Rhincodon typus (whale shark), 5537 nucleotides long. RefSeq names its product potassium voltage-gated channel subfamily A member 1-like. Gene Ontology annotation, molecular function: protein binding; delayed rectifier potassium channel activity. Gene Ontology annotation, biological process: protein homooligomerization; potassium ion transmembrane transport. Bases 662 to 2116 code for a protein of 484 amino acids. The transcript is spliced from 2 exons. Lineage: Eukaryota; Metazoa; Chordata; Chondrichthyes; Orectolobiformes; Rhincodontidae. Gene Ontology annotation, cellular component: voltage-gated potassium channel complex; membrane. The record is from RefSeq and is a predicted model, not a curated record.
AUUUGUCUAUAUAUCCAUUCCCCUAGCCUUGAUCCGCCUUUGCUGCAACUCACAGCGUGGUCGCUCCCUGUCAAACGUGCAACAGGACUCUGCCAGUAAAAUCUAGAGAGAGAGAGUUUUAAAUUCUUCGGAACGGAACUAGGAGAGCAAGUCACUGACAGCUGGCGCAGAAAGUUUCCCAGUUUCACAGCUGAAGUACAGGCGGGCCGGGGGCGGUGUGAGGAAAUCCGUGUCAGCAAUGGAUGAAGAGAGGGGGCAUGUUCCGAUGUGAAUUCUCCACAUUCGGGUCUGAUUUGGAUGGACCGACCGCUGCCAGUGUGAUGUUGGAGUUUCUUCUUUGUGUGUGUGUGUGCCGGGAGUCAAAGACGCUUCUUGAGAAACGUCGUCCUCACGUCAUCGCAGGGGAUGGUAAGGGGCUGAGCUAUUUGAAAUGCUGCGAUUGCAGAGUCUCUCUCCAUCUCUGUAUGUGUAUGUGUAUGUGUGUGUGAGAGAGAGACAGAGAGGUGUGGAGACAGACUGCGAGAAUUAAAAGUCAGGGAGGUGGGGUGGGGGUGGGGGCGGCUGAUCAGGAAAUGCCAGACGCUGCCCUGGCGGAGCUGUCAGAUCACAGCGAGCGUCCUCAGCCGCCCCUGGACCAGGAACGAGACCGGCCCGGCUGAAGAUGACCCUGAUCGGCGAGGAGAAUAUCGACGAGUCGGUGGUGUUGACCGCGCUCUCUCAGGAUAACCGCGAACCCGAGGAGCUGGGGCAGGAAUGCUGCGAGAGGGCGUUCAUCAACAUCUCGGGGCUGCGCUUCGAGACACAGCUCAGGACCCUGGCCCAGUUCCCCAACACCUUACUCGGCAACCCGAGGAAGAGGAUGCGCUACUUCGACCCCCUUCGGAACGAGUAUUUCUUCGACAGGAAUCGCCCCAGCUUCGACGCCAUCCUGUACUUCUACCAGUCGGGCGGGAGGUUGAGGAGACCUGUUAACGUGCCCGUCGACAUUUUCCUGGAGGAGAUCAAAUUUUAUGAGAUGGGCGAUGAGGCCAUCGACAAUCUCCGGGAAGAGGAGGGUUUCAUUAAAGAAGAGGAGCGAAUUCUGCCCAGCAAUGAGUACCAGCGUCAAGUUUGGCUGCUGUUCGAAUACCCCGAGAGCUCGGGAGCUGCCAAAGGUAUUGCCAUCGUCUCCGUCCUUGUCAUUCUCAUCUCCAUCAUCAUAUUCUGCUUAGAGACCCUGCCUGAAUUCAGAGAAGAUUCCCGCCCGGACCUGAUGAGAUUUGCUACCAAUGGCACGGAACCCUUGGGGGUGAAGUCGUUCACCGACCCGUUCUUCAUCAUCGAGACACUGUGCAUCGUCUGGUUCUCUUUCGAACUGUUGGUGAGAUUCUUCUCCUGCCCCAGCAAGCCGGGCUUUUUCAAGAACAUCAUGAACAUCAUCGACAUAGUGGCCAUCAUCCCGUAUUUCAUCACCCUAUUCACCGAGUUAGUGUACCACCAAAGCAACGGGCAACAGACCAUGUCCUUGGCCAUCCUCAGGGUCAUUCGGCUUGUUCGGGUCUUCCGCAUCUUCAAGCUCUCCCGCCACUCCAAGGGUCUCCAGAUCCUGGGGAAAACCCUGCAGGCCAGCCUGAGGGAGCUGGGCCUGCUCAUCUUCUUCCUCUUCAUCGGUGUCAUCCUCUUCUCCAGCGCUGUCUACUUCGCCGAGACGGACGACCCGGACUCGAGUUUCUCUAGCAUCCCCGACGCCUUCUGGUGGGCAGUGGUCUCCAUGACCACGGUGGGCUACGGGGACAUGUACCCCAUCACCAUCGGCGGCAAGAUCGUGGGGUCGUUGUGUGCUAUCGCCGGCGUCCUGACCAUCGCCCUGCCCGUGCCCGUCAUCGUCUCCAACUUCAACUACUUCUACCACCGGGAGAACGAGCAUGAGGACCAGGCUGAGUACCUGCAUGUCAGCAGCAAGCAGCAGGCAGCUUCCCUGGGCCGCUUCAAGACGAGCAACCAGUCGCUGGACAAAAGCGAGAACUUGGAGGUAGAGGACAACGUGGACGCGCUGUUCCUGGAUCCUGACCCAUACCCCGGCUACACCCCGUCCAGACAGAAACCCCCAACCAAGAAAAUAUUCACUGAUGUAUGAUCAAAAGCAGAGGAAAGGAUGGGGAGAGGGUAACUCGAGUGUUGGGAUCAGAGGAGAAGGGGGAAACUGAAACACAAACCGAGAAACCCUAAAUCCAGUGUUUUCAGUCACAUUAAAAGUAACAUUAUCUGAUAGCCUCAAACCCAUGGAAGCUAAAUAUUUUUGUACCAAUACAUGUGUGACAGAAUCAUAUCUAGGCGAGGGAGGGAGGGGGAGCAUCGAAUUGAAAAACAAAAAAAAGUCUUCCUUUUUUCUUAGCUUUGCUGUCAACGUGUGUAGUCUACUUAACAUUUUUUUCUGCGGUUUAAUGCGACUUGCCCGCCAUUUUUUUUUUUUCACUGGUCUUGACACAUUUCACGAAAAGGUUAACCUUCAAAGUGUGUCAUUUGUGUUGAACAAAAAUGAACCGUACAGCAUCUAUUUUUUAAAAAGCCAACGGCUUCUGUCGCCCUCUUCCCCUCCUCUCGCUUCCUCUCCACUAAUGGCGCAUCAAUUCAUGGAGAGGGGAGGCAUCUUUUCAUGGGGGAGAAUUUGGGGGAUGGGGAGGGGGUUGAUUUCUCCUGCCUGGGACCAUGUCUCUCCGAGGGUUGGGUGAGGGGGUGUGGGGGGAGGGUGCUAUUCACAACAUCAUGACCCUUCCAACGUCUCGACCUGCCCCUGAGGAGAAGGGCAAAAAAAAAGAGAAACGAGGGUUUUGAAUUGUCAAAACAAAAGGCAAACGUUUGCAAAGGAAGCUGACGGGGGCGGAGGGGAAGAACCAAACAGCAAUUAAAUAGAGUGAAAUGGAGAAAAGGACAACAAAAAAGUGCAAAAUUACAAGCCGGAACAACACACGCAGCUGUUGCUAUCUUCUGCAAUCCUAGAAGUGAAUAACCAAACAGGAAGCCAUUUCCAGCAUUCAUCUGGCUCUUCAUUUGAUGCUGCGUCCAACACUUUUUAUUACCAUAGCCGAAUCCAUUUGAUAUAGAGUUCUCCCUCCGCCACUCUCUGAACUGUGGGUGCGAGGGGAGACUAAAAAUCAGUUCGCGCGUUUGCUUAUUCACCUCCAUCAGCAUUCGUGCGCUGCAUCUCUGUUUAAACUCUCAACAGUUGAAAGAAUGGGGACUGUUGGCUUCAUGCGCAGGUGGAUUUAUGUUUACAUUCGUGUCACAAAUUAUCCUCCUCCCUCGACCAUAAACAGCAACAACCAGAGAGAAAAAACAACAACAAACAAGCAUCUUUUUUUUCCCAAGUGCCUGUCUGAGAGGGAGAGAUAAAGGAGACAAAAUAAAGGACACGUGUGCGAGCCCAGGCUCAGACCGGGCUCUGGAAGUAGGGGCGCUGUUGCGGCGGGGAAUACGCCAGCGCCGCCCCGCGGGACAAUUUUCAGGAGCGUCGGCGGUUGCUAUGUCAACCUUCUCGACUGUUCUCCAGUGUGACACUUUAAUUUGCAGCAUCGUCCUUUAAAAAGAGAGAGAGAGAGAGAUAUGUUCCACCAAUGCACCGUUGCAUUUCCCUUGGUUUGAGAAUGGUUGGAUGCUAAGAAGCGUUUAAGAAUCAUGCCAGAGCGACCGCAGCCCUGUGAAUGAAGUUCCCUGUGCUCUCUGCAUUUCGUGCACCGUUCGCUGUGCGAGCAUUGACCCCUCAACCCCCUCCCCAAGGAAACAACAGGAUCCAGCACUGAACUGCAGACAUAGACAGUGCAAAUGUCAAUGCCUUUUCUUUUAAAGGUUGAGGGAACGAACGCACUUUGACCGCUGCACGAUACCCAACUGAAAUCACUGCAGGAAAGAUUUAUUUUUCGAUUAUAAUCGGCGUUAAAUAGAACAAAAAAUAUAGGAAAAUCGGAAUCCCUGUUUUGUUGAUACGUGCCAAGGCCCGAUCAUUCGAGUGGUCGCGCCAUAUGACAAUCCAAAAUAGCCACAUUGCCUUGGUGGUGGCGAAAACAAACUCAGGAUCAACGGAUUAAUAACCGGAUCCCGGGAGGGGGGCGGGGGGGGGGGGGGGGGGGGAAGGAAGGGGUUUGGAGGGGGAAUCGUAUCUUUGUUCAAUUCAGACCAAUUAUCCGAGUUGGGCCGCUCCUUGGCAAGCAAGAGGCAACAUUUUUAUAGGUACUCCAAAAUAGUCCCUAAAAAGCCAGGAGUGACAACCACCGCCGCGCCCCCACCCCCAACCAAACCCCUAGAAUGAGUUACUGAAGUCCCUGUCAGACGAAGGGGUGAAUGAUCUUUCCUUUGAUUCCAUGAGGGCAGUAAUAAGCCGCAUCAUUGUAUUUGCGACUGGGGAAUUUUGAAGGGACUGCUGCCGAUUCCUUACGUGAUUCCUCGCUGAUCCAGGAUGCCAUCAAAUGAGACAUUGAACGACCUGCUUGGAAUCCCCAAGUCUUGCUCUGUCAGCCUGUGAGGUUUAGGGAAAGGACUCAUACCGCCUAACAUCCUUGGAAGUCAGCCACACCGAAGGAAGGCAGGGUUCCUUCAAAUCGGAAAACCCAAGAUUCACAAAGGAAGGGACAGGGAGAUCACGAAUACAAUGGACCUGACAGUUUGGAGAGAGGCACGGUAUGAAAGGAAACUGGAACAGAGGUUCUGGCUGCAUAAUGACCCCUUCUACGCACCAGCUGACCAAAUUGAUGCCUACUGCUUGAUCCAAAAGAAAUAAAUAAUUCGGAAUCAUUGUGUGCCAACUUGUUGGGAAAAGCCAGAAGGCCAACAAUAGAAUUGGAAGAAAAACACAGGUACCUAAACAUACUGGAAAGAGAGGAUUCCACGCACACUGUAUCUGAUACUGUCUCACAACAGAACUCAUUCAGUUGCUUGUAUUCAUUCACUUCUCUAAAUGUAUACAAACAGAUUUUCAUGACAUUUUAUUUUCCGUUUUACCUUUUAAGGAUUAUUUCCUACCUUUCACUUACCACAAAAUGUAGAAGACUUAUACAUUAUAAGGAAAUAAUUUCAAACUUAUAUGGAGGCCCUUACUGUACUGAUCACACAAUGUGCUUAUUAUCUAUUAGUUAACCCAGUGGAAAUACUUUAUUUUAGGGGAAACAGCUAUUCUUCUAACAAUUAAAGAGUAACAUAAGGGGGUCUGUCUAUCAUUUGUAGACAGUAAACACUGUCCUGAAACUACGGGCUUAAUGUUGGAGGUGAAUUGUUCAAAUAUCUAUUUUUGUAUAUAUUCUAUAUGUUUUAUAUCAAAUAAUUAAGUUUCUAGUGAUAUAUUGAUUUUAAAAAUUAAAGCGUUUUAUUUUGCCUGUACUCAAAUUUUAAUUUCUUUUGGAGAUCUGUUUAGGAUGAUGAUGGUAAAUGAUCCAGCAAUUGCAUUUUUAUCAUAAUCUGAUUUAUUGGUAAGGAUAAUUUGUUGCAUCUUGUUCUCAAGUUGCCAAUGCACUUGUGUCAAAUCAUUGUAUCACUGUAAUUAAAAACAUCUACCUCAGUUUGAUGUA